Oryza brachyantha (malo sina) is the source of this 734-nucleotide messenger RNA. RefSeq names its product 40S ribosomal protein S17-4-like. The coding region runs from base 106 to 534 and encodes 142 amino acids. The record is from RefSeq and is a predicted model, not a curated record. The transcript has a single exon. Gene Ontology annotation, molecular function: structural constituent of ribosome. Gene Ontology annotation, cellular component: ribosome. Gene Ontology annotation, biological process: translation. NCBI's taxonomy places the organism in Eukaryota, Viridiplantae, Streptophyta, Magnoliopsida, Poales, Poaceae.
CUCUGCCCUAAUCCUCCCGCCGCCGCCGCCGCCGACGCCGACGCCGACGACGCACGUAGCAACCGCCGCGCCGCCGUCGCCGGAGAAGAGGAGGGGAGAGGAGCCAUGGGUCGCGUCAGGACCAAGACGGUGAAGAAGACCUCGAGGCAGGUGAUCGAGAAGUACUACUCGCGGAUGACCCUCGACUUCCACACCAACAAGAAGGUGCUCGAGGAGGUGUCCAUCCUGCCGUCGAAGCGGCUGCGCAACAAGGUCGCCGGGUUCACCACCCACCUGAUGCGCCGCAUCCAGCGCGGCCCUGUCCGCGGCAUCUCGCUCAAGCUGCAGGAGGAGGAGCGCGAGCGCCGCAUGGACUUCGUCCCGGAGAAGUCGGCGCUCGAGGUCGAGGAGAUCCGCGUCGACAAGGAGACCAUGGAGAUGCUCACCGCGCUCGGCAUGGCCGACCUCCCCGGCGUCGAGCGCCAGCCCGAGGUCUCCGCCGCCCCGGCCUACUCCCGCCCGCCCUACGGCGGCCCCCGCCGCGACCGCGUCUAGGUGGUCCUCCCAUCCCGCCGCCGCCGCCCAUGCCUCUCCUAGCUGCGCACUACUGAGUUUUAUGUUUAUCUUUAGAUCUAUGGUUGCUUCCAAGAUUUUUGAACUUAGCUGUGAUGAUGCUUUAUGUUACCAUUACCAUGGACAUGAAAUCUUUCUAUCGCACUGGUGAAAUCUAAGUGAUUCCAUAUAUUACCAUGAAA